Rhineura floridana is the source of this 3498-nucleotide messenger RNA. RefSeq names its product short coiled-coil protein (gene SCOC). The transcript has 5 exons. Gene Ontology annotation, cellular component: trans-Golgi network. The record is from RefSeq and is a predicted model, not a curated record. Bases 362 to 610 code for a protein of 82 amino acids. Lineage: Eukaryota; Metazoa; Chordata; Lepidosauria; Squamata; Rhineuridae.
UCUUCCUAAGCUCCCCCUCUUUCCCGCCCCACCGGUUGUUUUCAUGGAGCAAAGCGCGUGCGCUGCCGGUUGGGCAGGAAGGAAGCUGCGCAGGCGUAUUGGCUGCUUUUGAACUAGACGAGCGCUGGGGUCCGAGGGUAACCUGGGCAGGUGGGAAGAGAGAAAUACUAACGUGGUUUACAGAACAAUAAAGGAUCAACAUAUAACAAUAAAAACUAUCAAUAAAAUAACAGUAACACAUCAGUAUCAGUCACAGUAGCCAGAGAUGCCAGGAGCCUGUAUUAAUAGUCAGAAAAAGCUUCGGUGAGGAGAACACAUCUCUGAAGUUCAGGAUUCACAAGUGGAUUGGAUCUGUUCAACGAUGAUGAAUGCAGAUAUGGAUGCUGUUGAGGCUGAAAAUCAGGUGGAAUUGGAAGAAAAAACACGACUUAUUAAUCAAGUUUUGGAACUGCAGCAUACACUUGAAGAUCUGUCUGCAAGAGUAGAUGCUGUUAAAGAAGAAAACCUGAAAUUGAAAUCAGAAAAUCAAGUUCUUGGACAAUAUAUAGAAAAUCUUAUGUCUGCCUCUAGUGUUUUUCAGACUACUGACACAAAAAGCAAACGGAAGUAAGGCACUGAUAACCAAACUCAUAUUGUAUUGCUGCUGCUGCUUUUGUUUAAUUUUUAAAUUGCUUAAGGCUACAUGACUUAACUUAGUUUGUAGCAUCAUUGAAUAUUUGAAGAUUUAAUGGCAAUUCUAGACAAUUUAAAAGUUUUUAAUGAACACCUGGACAGUGCCAGUCUGUAGCGUUAGCUUUUAACUAUGUUCAAAGGUAGUGUAGAUGAAAUAUUUAUUACCCAGUUUGAAGACAAGUGUUUUCAACUUGGCUUUUUUUGUUAAUCAUGUCAUAUGUUCCCAAGUACUUUAAAUAUCUAAGUUUUUAUAGUACUAUUCACUAGCAUAGUAAUACAGUGUUGUGUGGAGUGAUGUAAAAAUCCUUAUUUGGAAUGAGUUAUUUGCAUGACUUUCACUUGGUUCCAAAAAGUUUAACACUCCCCAUCCCCCACCUCCUCACUAGGGAGUUCUACGUUCUAUAUUCAGAUAAAAAUGCAAAAAAGCUUAAUUUUUUUAAUACUUUGAAAUUAUUUCAAAGAAUUGUAAAGGAUUUUAUAAUAUUACAUGAUUGCUUGCAGGACUGUAAAGGGGAGAAAAAGCACUGCAAUGCCAGACAAAACUCUUUGGAAAUGAUAAAUUAACUUUAAAAAACCCAGCAGCUGUGCUUUGAAAUAAUUGCACAGAUGGGGAGCCACAGAGGAGCCCUCACUAUGCUGUAGUCUUUUGAGCGUCCUUCCCUGUUUACAGAACAGCUAGUUGCAUGGUCAUUAGUGGUACAAGCUUAACAGAAGUAACCUUGUGAACAGUUGGUAGGUAUUUAAGAGUUUUCACUAAACAUGGAUGCAUAUUUUUCUGUGUAAUUCUCAUCAACUGCUGCUAGCCUUUAGCGGAAACAGAAGUUUUGCCUUUCAGGAUCAGAAUGAAGUUAGGGUUUUCAAAGUAUGAGACACACCUUUCAAAUACUAAAGAAACAUUAGCAGUUGUUGCAGAAGGGACCAAAUGCCUCUGAACCUAUCUGAUAUGGUCAUUCAGUUUGUAUAGGCUGAACAAGGCUUAUGGGAUACUGGCAUGAGCAAGCAACUAAAUUUCAUCCACGUAUGCAUAGCUGCAGCUUCAUCCCUUGAAAUGCACAUUGUGUGGACAAACUAUGACAUUUUCAGAGUUUUGAUAAAAAGUGUUGGUGUGACCAGAUAUUUCAGGUUUACAGCUUAGAUGGUUCAGCUGGUAAGGGACAGGACUAUGUAGAAUAAAAUAGCUUCUAGUUGGGGCAGUUGUAGCCUUGUUUGGAAUCUUCUUGCUGCUGCUUCCUUACUACUGUUUUAAGGGAGGACGAUUUGAUUUCUGUCCUAAGCAACAGGUCACUUUGCUACUUGUGAGUAGGCUGGUAAAUUUCUGUUUGAGAUUAUAUGCCCAGUAGAAGCUAGAGGUCAUCACAUAUUUAUCUUCAGUAUUCAUUGCUAUGUAGCAAAAGCCAUUGGGUGUCUUUGGAUUCCAGCUGUCAGUAUUAUAAGUAAUGGAAUCUACCUGCAGUAGCAGAACUAUUUGAGGCACUAGAUCCUAGCUAAAACAUCCCAUUACUGGGCAUACGUUAAUAAAUUUAUGUUUUAAUUUACAUUUAUCUAUCUGGCAUUGCAGGGAUUUAGAUAGUGUAAAAAUACUCCUAAGGUGAGUGAAGUGCAGGAUCAAGGCAAAAUUUAAACAGACCAGUAUGACCACUCCAGGGAAGUGGCUUUCUAACUUACCAUUUACAUAUUGAUUUGUUUGCCAAAGAACCUUUUUGUACAUGUUUCACAGUACAUGCUUGAUGGGGCAUACACAAGCCCAGUUUAUACAUUGUGUCAGUCACUCCAUAUGAAUGGAGUGCACUAUAAACCACCUGUGGCACUCCCAUGUACCUGUGCUUCAGAGAAGCUUGUUUCACAUUACUGCUUUUCUCAUUGAGGAAUUCCUGUGGCCAUUAGAACAUAGAUUGAAACAUACUGGUCUAGAGUCUUAACUAUAUUGUCAAUUUGUCAGGUGACAUGCACCUGGUGCUCCCAAUCAGCCUUGAGGGUGCCAAGCUCUGCUAGUGAAUUUAGAAAUUGGGGUUAAGGGUAAACCAACUCCACUAAUGCAGAGCUCCUUCAUUUCAGCUGAGUUUGUAAUGGCUCUAUAGGAACCUUCUAGUUGGACUUCCUUCCUCCCCUCCCCCGCUUCCAACGCCUUACUCAGGUGGAUGGAAUAUAGAAGGUGGCAAGAAAAAAACCUAAGGGUUUUUUGUUACUUUCAGCGAUGAAAGCUCCCUUAGUCUCUGUUGCAAGCAGACAUUCUAGACAAUGUACUUUUUCUUGCUGUUGAACCAUGGAGAAUUAACUCAAGUUUUUGUCCCUACCUCACAAUUUCUUGCAAUUCAGAAUUAAGUCUGGGAGGAGAUGGGAUUUAGAGAGAUAGGAAAACUGGUGUAUGAGUGAGCUGGCCCCCAAUGUAGGACAGGUCAGGAAAUCAGUAACAUGGUCAAAUGACUAGAAAUUUGAUCCCCCCUCCCGGAGCUUUGAUUAACUUUAGGGUGGGUAUGGGACACAGACUUUUUUCAGGAUUACUUGACAAGAGGAUGGGGCUUAGACAUCACUAUUACCUGCCUGUCCAAUAGCAGCUGAGGUUAGCUGGGAUUAUUUAGUACACAAGCAAGAGAUACACCCACCAAUCUUUUUGUAGAAACUUCUUCCCACACUUCAUCAUUGAACCAUGCAACUAGCGUUUGAGAAGGUGCCAUCUUAUGAUUGGGCAGAAGAUUGUUGAUAUAAUACUGAAUUUUGGUGUCCUAGAUAGGUGUUACUGUGAAGAAUUGUACUACUGUGGCCUUUGUUCAGCUAACAUUUGUGCUGUACUUUGGAACUUAAAUAAAAGCUUUCAAGUUUCUCUCA